AUGACUCGCCAGAUCGAGACUCACCACUACGUCACCCGACUCAACCAGGACUUCCUCCAGUCCGCCGUUUAUGACUCCGACGACUCCUCCGCCCGCCUCAUCGGCGUGGAGUACAUGGUAUCGGAACGGAUUUUUGACACCCUUCCGCCGGAGGAACAGAAGCUGUGGCACUCUCACGGUCACGAGAUUACGUCAGGGUUGUGGGUUAACCCUGGAGUUCCGGAGAUGAUUCAGAAGCCAGAAAUCCGAGACUUGGCUAAAACGUACGGCAAAUUUUGGUGCACGUGGCAAGUUGAUAGAGGAGAUAGGCUGCCACUGGGUGCACCGGCACUGAUGACGUCACCACAAGUAGUGAACAUGGGCACGGUUGCGCCGGAGCUUGUUCGGAAGAGGGACGACAAGUAUAAAAUAUCAUCGGAUGAACUGAGUAAAACGAGGGUCGAUAUCGCCGUGCCUGAGUCAACUACUCGUUAUGCUGACUAUUGGAUGAUGACCGGCAAAGGCUUCGCCGUUGACCUCCAACAGACAGAAAUGAAAUCCACCGCUCCUUUUCCCUGAUUAUUUAUUUAUUUAG
Erythranthe guttata (spotted monkey flower) is the source of this 574-nucleotide messenger RNA. RefSeq lists its product as hypothetical. The record is from RefSeq and is a predicted model, not a curated record. Lineage: Eukaryota; Viridiplantae; Streptophyta; Magnoliopsida; Lamiales; Phrymaceae.